GUUCCGGUUGCAUCUGCGUGUAUCAGUGCGUAACGCAUACUACUUUACUUGCUCGUGUCUAUGCAGGCUUUAACCUUGAAAAUGUGCAUUGUUGUUGUGCAUCGUUUACUAACGUGGUUAAAACUUUUUCUGAAUUCGACUAAUGUGCAGCAGUGCAGUUUAAAACAACAAAGAAUGGCUGCCGCUGAAAGGACGUUUUCUGACGUUAAGGAAAUUAUUCUUUCUGCGCACAAAGACACAGUUGCUGAAGAUAAAGUCGGCUUCUAUAACAACUGGGCAAAUAAUUAUGAACAGGAUGUAGAGAUACUGGAUUACCGUGCCCCUUAUCUGGCUGCAGAGUGUCUGUCUGCAGCUUUCCCAGGAGACCGGGAUCGAGCUGUGGUUCUGGACGUGGCAUGUGGCACGGGACUGGUUGCCUCAUUGUUACAGAAAAUGGGGUUCCAGAAUUUCCACGGUGUGGAUGGCAGUGAGGGGAUGCUGCGCCUGGCCCAUAGAAAAGGACUGUACCAGGACUUGAAGCAGUGUAUUCUGGGAGCCCAGCCACUCCCAGCUCCAGCCGAGAAUUAUGAUGCUGUUCUUAUCGUUGGGGCUCUCAGUGUUGGACAAGUUCCCUGCAGCGUCAUUAGAGAGCUGUGGCAGGUCACAAAGCCAGGAGGAUAUGUGUGCAUGACCACAAGGGCCAACGCCUCUAACAGGGAGUAUAAGGAGGAGCUGGAAUCUGUGCUGCAGCUGAUGGAGCAGACAGCCUUGUGGAGCAGAGUGACAGUCCUGGAAGAAGACCUGUGGGAGAAGGCUGUGUCAGACCAAGAAUCAGGCUACAUCCCUGGGGUAGUGUACCUGUACAGGAAGUCUGUGGGAGCGACACCCCCCCUGAACAGUUGAAUGCAAUGAAUCAAUAAAUAUAAUAACAUUAGAGGAGGAUGGCGCCCCCCCUGUGGUUAUCAAUCUCAAGUUCUGUUAUGGUUACGAUGGGAAAAAAAAAAGGAAAAAUAAUUAUUUUCAAAGUGGACUCAUUACUUAAAACAUCUUCUCUUUCCCAAAGGUGUCAUUGUUGCAGUAGAAACAUACUGAUGGCUUGUUGGAUACUUUAAUACAUUUAUUUGAAACUGAAGAGAGAUUUUGUUGUGUAUGUUAGGAGGGUAUGUGAGCACAACUGCCUUGGGCAGCAAGUUAACAAGGAUUUCAGAAAGGGGACUGAGUCUUUGCUUCAGGGGAUGGAGCAAAAGGGGCUGUGGGAAGCAAUGGAAACAAACGAGGGAGCCAUGUUUGAAAAGGCAGUUUUGGAAGAGGCUUCAGACUACAUGCAUGCGUUUGUGUACGUGUGCAAAAAGGCUGAAGCAC
Molecule: messenger RNA, 1341 nt
Organism: Polyodon spathula (Mississippi paddlefish)
Lineage: Eukaryota; Metazoa; Chordata; Actinopteri; Acipenseriformes; Polyodontidae
Gene: mettl27
Product: methyltransferase like 27
Exons: 6
Coding region: 61-882 (273 amino acids)
Molecular function (GO): S-adenosylmethionine-dependent methyltransferase activity
Source: RefSeq, a predicted model, not a curated record